Molecule: messenger RNA, 5681 nt
Organism: Procambarus clarkii (red swamp crayfish)
Lineage: Eukaryota; Metazoa; Arthropoda; Malacostraca; Decapoda; Cambaridae
Gene: sol
Product: small optic lobes
Biological process (GO): proteolysis
Cellular component (GO): cytoplasm
Molecular function (GO): calcium-dependent cysteine-type endopeptidase activity
Source: RefSeq, a predicted model, not a curated record
CCGACAUCUCGAUGUAAACAUUGCGAACAAAGGGCAGAUUGGGUACACCUGUCCUCUUAUUUGGCCUCAUUAUCCUAUUUACACAUGGCUCAGGUGAUUGAUUCCUCAUCCCGGGGAUGCUAAAGGCCAGAGGAAAGGCUAUGGUUUGGAAUGGCAAGAGGCAGGAGUGUCAAGAAACAAGAAGAAUCGCACACCCUGGCCUCUAGUGACAAAGGAUCAAAAUUAGCAAACGAGAUCAUUACGUCCGACACACAUUCUAUCAUCUCGUCAAAAAAGAUCCUUCAACAUAGUAAUUCCCAAGGAAACGAGACCGUUCAAGAUCCAGGAACAAGACGACAACCUUCAAAGAAGAGUGAAUCUUUAAAUAAUGGUUGCAAAUGGCCUUGUAACUCAUGUCGAUUCCUAAAUGUAGCCGCAACAGAUCAAUGUGUGAUAUGUACAAGAUGGAGACCACGCUUACCGAGACAGGCAUCACACCCAGUAACUGGAGUGCACCGGUGGUCAUUCCUUGGCACAACCGACCUUGCUCAAGCUGCUGCAAAAAAGAGAACUAAUGAGAAAGAAAAAUGGACAUGUCAGAAUUGCAAGUUUCUGAAUGUUUACCAUGCCAAUGAGUGCAUCAUAUGUGGUUGUGGUGCUGAGCAUGGUAGCAAGCUGUCCCUAGUGCCCCGGGAAAUUCUCAGUCCAGUUGCUGAUGAAAAUGGCCCCACUUCUCGGCAAGCACUAUCGAGGGUCUUCGCUGAGGCAAACAUGAGCUCAAACAGUCUAGUCUCCAAAGCGGUCAAGCUCAGUUGGAAGUGUAAACAGUGCCGGCACUAUAACUCGGCACACAGCUCAACAUGCUCAUCUUGCAUCAAGCUGAUCGGUAGUAGUGGCAGAAGUAACAACAGUGGUCUGACUGUAGGUUACAAUAGUUCAGUAGACAAUGCCAUCACUCCUGUAGAGGAAGUGGAGGGAUCAUUGAUGGUGGAAAAUAGUCUAUAUUUUCUUGGAAAUAAUGCUUCUGCAUUAACUUCGCCUGAUAAAGAAUGUAAUCGUUCGCCAAAACGGCAAAUUUCCUGCACUUAUGGACAUUUGCGAUCUAAGCUGAGUAAAUCAGAAGAUAAACCAUUGUAUGUGCCAAUAUCAUCAAGGGUUACUGAAAGAAUAAACUGUCCAAACUUUGAUAGUUUGGUUGUAGAACUUGAUGCAAAUAAAAAUUACAGUGUCCGCAGCAGCAAUGAUAAUGAGGAGGUAGAGACGUGGGUAUGUAAACGAUGCACACUUAAAAAUCCUAUCGACUUUGAAUAUUGUGAGGUGUGUGAUGCUCCACGAAAACCAAAUAUACCAACAACUUUGCCAAAGAAAAACAAAAACAUUCUCGGUGUUUCAGGUAAUGAUGUAGAAAAUGAUAAUUGUAAAACAGGUACUAGUCAAAAGCCAUGUGUCAAGACCUCUACAGGGAAAACUGCUCUUCGAAAAUCUGCAAGUGAUACAACAGAUCUGAAUAUUGCUGAAUCUCUUGCAAAGUUUGUUGCCAGUAGACUAUCAUCACCAUCAGAAGUAAAUAUGUCGGGCCCAGCCAAAGAUAUGGAGGAAUCUCAGCCAGAGAAUGCGAUGGCGGUGUCACCACCAAUGGUGGACCUCACGCGCGGUACCAGUCAGGAAGAAUAUACUUUAGCGGAGUCCGAUAUGUGGUCAUGUAGUUUUUGUUCUUUUGCAUAUAAUCCCUCAUGGUCAGAAACUUGUGACAUGUGCAGUAGUACUAAGGAACAAGAAAAAAAUCCAAAAACACGUGAAGUGUUGAAUCAAGAUCUGGAUGAGGACUUCCAGUUGCUCACAACAGAUCUUGCAGAAGAAGGUAACUCGCCAGACCAAAGCUGGACAUGUAUUAAGUGUACGUUAGUGAAUUCUGGUGUGGAAAAUGCAUGUAAGGUGUGUGGGGGGUCUAGACUAAAGAGCAUCUGUUACGUUGAUGAUGCUACAUUGAAGCGAGGAGAGUUCUGGACAUGUGUUGUGUGUACUUUAAAGAAUCCCAUUUUUGCCAGACGCUGCAAAGCAUGUAAAGCCAAAGUUGAUGGCACUGGUGGUACUAGAGACAAGCUCAGUUCAAAUAAUGAAUCCAAACCCAAGGAUUCAAGACCAAAGUCUGAACAUAUCAGCAGCCCAAGCUGGAGUAUUGGUGCCCAAAAGUCCCCAAGUCUUCAGAGGAUGAGUCUAAUGGAUACUUCAGCUGCUAAUGGGGGUAAGACAAUUCCCCUACCAGAUAAUCAAAAUGGCCCUCAGUGCAAUGACACAUCUUCUCGGGGAAAUGGAGCCAUACCUAAGUCAAACACUGUUGCAGGUUGCCAAAUUCCAUCACUUGCCCAGGCUACUAGGUCGCCUUCAUCCAUGCCAAGUUCUCCUGUGGCUCGACCAAAAGAAGUGCUCACUUCUUCUGCAUUGUCUACCUCCUCGUGGAACUGUAGUGCCUGUACCUUUAAUAACAGUGCCAGUGCUGUGUCGUGUGCUAUGUGUGGCUCUUCGCCAGCCUUAGGAGAUGUAGAGAUUAGUUGGCCAGGUGACCGAACUUAUAGGGGACACUCAGAGUUAAUGGAUGUACUUAGGGAAAUGGAAGUGCAAGAUGCCCUGAACAGGUGGACGAGGAUUGUUCAAUACUGCAAAGUGAAUCAACAUCCAUUCGUAGACGAUUCCUUUCCUCCUGUGCCAAAAUCGUUAUUCUACAGUUCAUCCGAAAAGUACGAGUCUCGUGUGACGCAGUGGCUGCGUCCUCAUGAAAUUGUCACCGAUUCAGAUAACCGUAAUGUCAAGUGGGCAGUUUUCAGAACACCUCUUCCAUCUGAUAUUUCACAAGGUGUCUUAGGCAACUGCUGGCUACUGAGUGCUUUGGCCGUCUUAGCUGAGAGAGAUGACCUUGUUAAGAAGAUCAUGGUCACUCGUGAUUUCUGCCCUGAGGGUGUCUAUCAAGUACGGCUGUGCAAGGCUGGGCGAUGGGUUACUGUUUUAGUGGAUGACCUCCUUCCUUGUGACAGGCACUGUCGCCUGGUGUAUUCCCAAGCCAAGCGAAGGCAGCUAUGGGUGCCUCUCAUUGAGAAAGCCGUAGCUAAAGUUCAUGGGUGUUAUGAGGCUUUGGUAUCUGGGCGUGCCAUAGAGGGACUGGCGACACUCACCGGAGCACCAUGUGAGAGCCUUCCAUUACAGUGUGAUGAGGGCAGACUUGAUGGUGGACUCUCGGUUAAUCUUGGGAGCAACUGUCCUCCAAGACUGGAGGAGGCCUCGUCAUCUCCACACGAGGAUGACAUAGAUGAGGAUUUAAUAUGGGCACAGCUGCUGAGUUCGCGUUCAGCUGGUUUCCUUAUGGGAGCUUCAUGUGGGGGAGGCAACAUGAAAGUGGUAGAUGAGGAGUACAAAUCUCAGGGAUUGAGACCAAGACAUGCUUACUCAGUAUUGGAUGUUCAAGACAUUGGUGGGUUUCGGUUGCUAAGGCUCCGUAACCCCUGGGGUCAUUACUCGUGGCGUGGGGACUGGUGUGACGAAUCUCCCAUAUGGACGACUGAGCUAAAAGAGAAGCUCAUGCCACAGGGUGGUAGUGAUGGCGUCUUCUGGAUCUCAUUCCCGGAUGUUCUCAAGUAUUUUGACUGCAUUGACAUCUGCAAAGUACACAGCAAUUGGUCAGAAGUUCGUGUGACUGGGACCUUGCCUUCAUUGGCUGAUCGCCGAGCACUCACACCCACCCUCAUAACAGUCCUUGAACCUACUGAAGUGGAGUUCACUUUGUUUCAGGAAGGACACAGAAACUCUGAAAACUCCCAAAGAUCUCCAUUGGAUUUGUGUGUGGUGUUGUUCCGCACUACAACUACGGCAACACCGACAGUUGGAGCACUUGUGAAACACUCCAAACGCCAGGUGCGCGGCUUCGUUGGCUGCCAUGCCAUGCUUGAGCCUGGGGCAUAUAUUGCUGUGUGUUUGGCAUUUAAUCAUUGGCAUACAGGACUAGAUGUCUCGGAUGGCUACCCUGGCUAUGUGCUUGCAAUUCAUAGCAGCAAACGUGUAGCAGUGGAGCAGAUCACAGCCCCAGCCUCCCUCUUAGCUGAUUCUCUAAUUAAUCUGUGCCUGGCAAAGGGGCAGCGUCACGAGGGUCGACAAGGCAUGACAGUUUACUAUCUAACCAAGGGCUGGGCAGGGCUGGUGGUAAUGGUGGAGAACCGUCACCCUGAUAAGUGCAUCCAGGUGAUGUGUGAUUGCCGUGAGAGCUACAAUGUAGUCUCCACACGUGCCCAGCUCAAGACUGUGGAUUCUGUUCCCCCACUUCACAGGCAGGUGAUAAUUGUGCUGACGCAACUGGAGAGCAGUGGGGGCUUCAGCAUUGCGCACCGCCUCACCCACCGCCCCUCUCACUCCGCCGGUCUCCAUGACUGGGGCCCACCUGGAACUAACCAUGAUCCAGCGAUUGAUGGACUCACUCAUGGCCUUCAUUCUCCCAGACCCAUAUGAGACUGAAUUACUGUUUGACCGCCACUGCACCCUAUGUUGAUAACCCAUGUGGAUCUUUUGACGGAUGCUUCCCAAGACACACCUGUGGUGGAUAGCUCACUUGGCCCAGACUUCCUAACCCCCCGCUCCCCCACUAUGUGAUAUUUGUCUUUAUGGUAUAUGGUCAGCAGAGGAGGUUUGUAAUGUUGAUGUGCUUAGGCUCUUUAUUUAAAAAAAUAUUUAUAUCUCGGAUACUAUUAUAUUUGGCUGCCAGUUAACUUUAGCCCAACAAAAUUCUGAAGGAGGAAUCAAAAUAACUUAGCAUUGAAUAAGUAUUGCAUUGGCUCUUUAAUACUGGUCUUACACAAUUGGUAUUUUGGCAGCAUUCACCCUAAAUGAUAUCCUUGUGUACAAAAAAUUUCCUUAUACUUUUAUAUGGUAAGUUGUGUAUAUUAAGCAAGCCUUAACUUGGUGUAAGUGAAUUGACAGGGUAUCAUUCAAGGCACUGAAGGUGUAUUUUAGUGAUGUGUGUCAAAUAUAUUACAAUACCAGCAGUAAGAGAAGGAUGUAAUUGUGAAUAUUUUAAUUGUAAGAAAUUAUAACAGAUUAAGCGAGAUGAUUUUUCCAGUGAUUGGCUACAACCAUGUUGCCUGAGAUUCACAUGAUAUAGUGCAAGACAUAAUAUUCAUAACUUAACGUUUAUCAUUUCCUGGGAAGGGGCCGUCUUUCUGCAUUUAGGACUGUGAUAGGAGACGAAUGAAGCAUGCAGCCUUAAUCUGCACAACUGUCUCGUACGUGUUGUCCCUCGGGCUACGCACUUCAGACAUCAACUGCCAUUGUACAUAUGAGAAGUGCUGUAGCCUAGCACGGUAUCUGUAGCCGUUACAUGCGUGUGUGUGUGUGUCAGUGCGGUAGAUUACGCUUUUCUGCCACAUUAACACUGUGAGGUGUGUGGUUCACAUCAUUUUAUGUGGUUCAUGGUUCAUACCCAUCUCUUUCCUCAUCAUAAUGUUUUGACUGUUAUAAUAUACUUAUUUUUUUAACAUUGAUGAGUAAAGUACAGUAAUUCAGUGUACAGUCUGAAUGUGAUCACUGUAUUUUUUCAGUUUUCAAGUGUAUUUAAUGAUGUAAUUGUGUAAUUUAAUUUAUUUUAUACUCUGUGAACAUGUAUAUAUGUAUGUGUGUGUAUGUAUGUAUAUGUAUGUAUGUAUGUAUAUAUAUAUAUGUGU